This is a messenger RNA of Vanessa atalanta (red admiral), 1672 nucleotides long. RefSeq names its product glutamate receptor 1-like. Lineage: Eukaryota; Metazoa; Arthropoda; Insecta; Lepidoptera; Nymphalidae. The record is from RefSeq and is a predicted model, not a curated record. The coding region runs from base 236 to 1591 and encodes 451 amino acids. The transcript has 11 exons. Gene Ontology annotation, cellular component: membrane. Gene Ontology annotation, molecular function: ligand-gated monoatomic ion channel activity.
UCUCCCUUUGAGGAGGUUUGGAGCUUUUUCAUACCUCGUUUUUUUUUAAUUAUAGUAUUAUUUUACAGCUUAUAAAGUGUCGGUUACCUCUGACGUCAUUUACACAACGAGAGGCGCUUGGCGAUCCUCCAGAGUUGAAUUCAUAAACAAACCGAUAUCAAACAAUUUCCUAAUCGAAAUAGCAGGAAAUAACACGAGUAAUGUGACAACAACUGUCAGUGGAGAACGAAAUGGAAUGGACCUGAAGAUAACAAAAUACGGUGCAGUGUAUGAUUACAGAUACACAAAAGUGAUUUCAAUCAGAAGAAAGAACUUACGAAGGCACAUUCUCACUAUGGCGAAUGUAAUAACCGAUAGCAAUGAGACCAAAAAACAUCUAGAUGACAGGCUAAAUCUUCAUCAAGAUUCCAUAACUAAGAUGUCUUAUAUGGUCGUCAAAAUAUGCUUCGAAAUGUUGAAUGCGACUGAGAAGCGUAUUUUUACGCACACUUGGGGUUAUAAGGACAAGAACGGCAAUUGGCAGGGAAUAAUUGAUCAUCUACUAAAGAAGGAAGCUGAUCUUGGUACACUUACAAUAUUCACGCAAGAGCGUAUGAAGGUUAUAGAUUAUAUAGCCAUGGUUGGGUCCACGGCUGUGCGGUUCGUGUUUAGAGAACCACCCCUGGCUUUGCUGGAGAACAUAUUCGCUUUACCGUUUACAACAGCAGUAUGGGUGGCCAUAUUCAUCUGUGUCAUGGGUUGCGCCUUGUUUUUAUACAUUACUUCGAAAUGGGAGGCUUCUGUUGGUAUGCACCCGUUGCAAUUAAAUGGAUCAUGGGCAGAUGUGCUGAUUUUGAUCAUCGGUGCCGUUCUGCAGCAGGGUUGUACUCUCGAACCUAGAUAUGCAGCAGGUAGGUGUGUAACACUCCUGUUGUUCGUGGCACUGACUAUUUUAUACGCGGCCUAUUCCGCAAACAUUGUGGUCCUGCUCCGAGCUCCAAGCUCUUCGGUAAGGUCUCUGCCAGACCUUUUAAAUUCACCUUUAAAACUUGGCGCAAGCGACUUUGAAUACAAUCGCUAUUUCUUUAAGAAACUAAAUGAGCCAAUAAGAAAAGCUAUCUAUAAUAAAAAAAUUGCACCCAAAGGCAAGAAGCCUAAUUUUUACACGAUGAAAGAAGGAGUCGACAAAAUAAGAAAGGGAUUAUUCGCUUUCCACAUGGAAUUAAAUCCAGGGUACAGGUUAAUACAAGAAACAUACCAAGAGGAUGAGAAAUGUGACCUCGUGGAAAUUGAUUACAUCAACGAAAUUGAUCCUUGGCUACCGGGACAGAAGCGUUCGCCUUAUAAAGAUUUAUUUAAAAUCAGCUUCAUCAAGAUCCGUGAAACGGGUAUUCAAUCAAACAUCCAUCGUCGUCUCCAUGUUGGCAAACCGAAAUGUUCCGGGAGCAUUUCCACCUUCAGCAGUGUCGGGAUUACUGACAUGUACCCAGCCCUUAUCGCUACGUUGUAUGGCAUGCUGAUUUCUGUCGUCGUACUUAUACUAGAGAUCACUUACAAGAGGUUAUUACACUUAAGAGAGAAAAGGAGAUUAUUAAGAAAAUUAAUAAAUUGAAAAAAGAACAGUGAAAACUUAUCACAUUUAUUUAACUGUAAUGUAGCUUACACUGAAUUAGAAAAUAAAUUCACCCCAAGA